UAAGCAGCGGCGGCAGCCUCCAAGAGGAGUAGAGAACAAGGGCAGGCAGCGCGGGUGGCAGGAUGGCGGAGGGCAGCGCCGUGUCGGACCCUCAGCACGCCGCCCGGCUUCUCCGAGCCCUGAGCUCGUUCCGAGAGGAGGCCCGUUUCUGUGACGCGCACCUGGUGCUGGAGGGCGAGGAGAUCCCGGUGCAGAAGAAUAUCCUGGCGGCCGCCUCGCCCUACAUCCGGUUCUUUCCACCUUUAAAAACAAAAUUAAACUAUAAUCCUCCAAAAGAUGAUGGAUCAACUUAUAAAAUUGAACUUGAAGGAAUAUCAGUAAUGGUUAUGAGAGAGAUCCUGGAUUAUAUCUUCAGUGGACAGAUCAGGCUGAAUGAAGACACCAUCCAAGAUGUUGUUCAAGCAGCAGACUUAUUGCUGUUGACAGAUCUUAAAACUCUGUGCUGCGAAUUUUUGGAAGGUUGUAUUGCUGCUGAGAACUGCAUUGGCAUUCGCGACUUUGCACUGCAUUAUUGUUUGCAUCAUGUACAUUAUCUUGCUACGGAAUAUCUGGAGACUCAUUUCCGAGAUGUCAGCAGCACUGAAGAAUUCUUAGAAUUAAAUCCUCAAAAGCUGAAAGAAGUGAUUUCUCUUGAGAAGUUAAAUGUUGGCAAUGAAAGAUAUGUAUUUGAAGCAGUUAUUCGAUGGAUAUCCCAUGAUUCAGAAAUAAGAAAGGUCCACAUGAAGGAUGUUAUGUCAGCUCUAUGGGUUUCAGGGUUAGACUCCAGUUAUUUACGGGAACAGAUGUUGAGUGAACCAUUAGUACGAGAGAUCGUCAAAGAAUGUAGCAAUAUACCACUCAGCCAACCACAACAAGGAGAAGCAAUGCUAGCAUCUUUCAAACCCAGGGGUUAUUCUGAAUGCAUAGUAACUGUUGGUGGUGAAGAAAGAGUUUCAAGGAAACCAACAGCAGUGAUGCGUUGUAUGUGUCCUCUUUAUGACCCUAAUAGGCAGCUCUGGAUUGAACUGGCCCCAUUAAGUAUUCCAAGACUUAACCAUGGAGUACUCUCAGCAGAAGGAUUUUUGUUUGUAUUUGGGGGCCAAGAUGAAAAUAAGGAGGUCCUGAGCUCAGGUGAAAAAUAUGAUCCAGAUUCUAAUUCAUGGAGUGCAUUACCACCAAUGAAUGAGGCAAGACAAAAUUUUGGAAUUGUAGAGAUAGAUGGAAUGCUCUACGUUUUGGGUGGUGAAGAUCGUGAGAAAGAGCUGAUUUCCAUGGAAUGUUAUGAUAUAUAUUCUAAAACCUGGACAAAACAGCCUGAUUUGACCAUGGUUAGAAAGAUUGGCUGCUAUGCAGCUAUGAAAAAGAAAAUCUAUGCAAUGGGGGGAGGAUCAUAUGGAAAACUUUUUGAAUCUGUGGAGUGUUAUGAUCCUAGGACCCAGCAGUGGACUGCUAUUUGUCCAUUAAAAGAAAGGAGAUUUGGGGCAGUAGCUUGCGGAGUUGCCUUGGAACUCUAUGUAUUUGGUGGAGUUAGAAGUCGUGACGAAUCUCAAUCCAAUGAGAUGGUGACAUGCAAGUCAGAAUUCUACCAUGAUGAAUUCAAAAGAUGGAUUUAUCUUAAUGACCAGAAUCUAUGUAUCCCAGCAAGUUCCUCCUUUGUAUAUGGAGCAGUUCCUAUUGGGGCCAGUAUCUAUGUGAUUGGAGAUCUUGAUACAGGUACUAAUUACGACUAUGUUCGUGAGUUUAAAAGAAGCACAGGCACUUGGCACCACACUAAGCCACUCUUUCCAUCAGACCUUCGCAGAACUGGCUGUGCAGCCUUGCGAAUUGCAAAUUGCAAGCUUUUCCGACUACAGCUUCAGCAAGGACUGUUCCGUAUCCGUGUUCCUUCUCCUUGA
Molecule: messenger RNA, 1874 nt
Organism: Gracilinanus agilis (Agile Gracile Mouse Opossum)
Lineage: Eukaryota; Metazoa; Chordata; Mammalia; Didelphimorphia; Didelphidae
Gene: GAN
Product: gigaxonin
Exons: 12
Coding region: 63-1874 (603 amino acids)
Biological process (GO): cytoskeleton organization
Molecular function (GO): protein binding
Source: RefSeq, a predicted model, not a curated record